AACCCAUUCCUGGAGCACGGACAGCACCUGACAGACCUGGGUGGCUCACGAACUGCUGAGGGAAGAAGGGGAGGACAGUGUCCGGCUUUCACGUAGCGCUGUCCUAGAGUGCUCAGAGAUGAACGUGUGUAGGCUACGCUUAACAGUGCCACCUGAUGAAGUGUCACAGCCUGAACAAGGACCAAAGGAAACUGAGAGAAAGAAAAGUGAUCUCUACCAUGUACCAAAUGGGAUCUCUCCAGGGAAGCUCUCUCAUGGGAUGGUGUAUGGUGUUGUGCACCGAACUGACAACAACCAUAAGAGAGAAAUGGUGGUUUAUGGCUGGUCAGCUGAUCAGCUGAAGGAGGAGAUGAAUUACAUUAAAGAAGUGAGAGCAACUCUGGAAAAAGUAAGAAAGAAAAUGUAUGGUGAAUAUGAUGAAAUGAAACGAAAAAUACAGCAGCUAACAAAUGAACUGAAAGUGACAAAUGCUCAUCAGGAAUCCUUAGAGAAUCAUGUUCGAGUGCAGGCUGCAGCCUUAGAUAGCUUUAGUGAAAUGAACAGCUCCUUGACAUCAGCAUCAAUAGACUUGCAGAAAACUCUAGUGGAUGUUACAUUGGAGAACACUGACAUAAGGGAACAAAUAAGGAAUUUAAAACAUACUCAUGAGCAAUCUAUGGAAAAGCUGAGAGAGAAGCAAAAGCAACUGGAAACAGCACAAAUUGAAAAUCAGUUACUGAAGUUAAAGGUGGAAUCAUCGCAGGAAGCCAAUGCUGAAGUCAUGAGAGAGAUGACCAGAAAGCUGUACAGUCAGUUUGAGGAAAAAAUGCGAGAAGAGGAACAGAAACACAAGGCUGAGAAAGAAAUGCUCCUGGAGGAAACAAAUCGGCUUCUGAAGGCUAUUGAAGAGGCAAAUAAGAAGAUGCAGAUUACAGAAACAAGCAUACAGGAGAAAGACCAGAGAAUUGGUGAGCUGGACCGGCUGAUUGAACGCAUGGAAGAGGAACGUCACCAGCUGCAAAAACAACUUGAAUUAAAUGAAUUACAAAUAUCUGGAGCAAAAUCUGAAAACAACUCUGACAGUGAAAGGUCACAGCACUUGGAGGAGGUAGCAGCCAGCCUGAGAGAAAGGAUCAAGCAUCUGGAUGACAUGGUCCACUGCCAGCAGAAGAAAGUCAAACAUAUGGUUGAGGAGAUUGAAAUGCUAAGGAAGAAAGUAAAAGAAAAGGAAUUAUUUAUAAUACAGCUUUUAGACAAAAUCUCUUUCUUAGAAUGUGAGAAUAAAGAAUUACAAGAUAAACUGGACUACUUAAUGGAAAACCAACCAAAGACCAGUAUAGAAACCAGAGACACUGGUGUAGAAUGCGAUCUUCCAUACAGGAAGUUCAUUGCUAGGCUUCCAGAUAAGGGUAAGAAGAUCUCUGAUUUUGCUGAAAAGCUGAAGCUUGCCAUUUUCCAAGAGGAAGAAGUAGCCAGGACAGCUGAACUGUUAUCUGCUGUCAGGUUGGAGUUUAAGGCAAAACAGGAGGAGAUUAACACAAGCAAACAGGAAGUUGUCCUAACUGAGGACACAGUGAACAGUGCAGAUUCCUCAGUUGUUAAUGAAAACUCUAAUAUUAAAGACGUUUCUGAUAUUUCUGCUGAAAAGCAUGAGGCAGAAUGUAUUGAAGAAGAUGCCACAAAUGCAGCUUUGGAAAAUCAAAGGACUCAGAGGAAAAAUAAAGUAAAGACUGUUACAGAGGAUCAGAAUAAUUUAUGUGAAUUCGUUUCCAAGUCAGCCACAAGCAAUCACCUGAACAAUGAUCAGCAAGUCUCCCAGAGCAGUACUGAGGAUGGUACAAAAAAUACAUCUGCUUUGGACAAUAGUAAAGAAGCCUUGGUUGAUGCCUUUCAAAGAGUUACAAUUGCAGACGGGGAAAACAGUGAAAAAAUAUUGGAAAAAGAGCAGGAUGUGGCAAAACAUAAGGGCAAUGUGUUUGGAAGCCGGCAUCCCAAGACACCACAUUACAUUGAAGUUCUAGAGGCCAGAGCCAAGAAUCCAGUCAUAAAAAAACCCAAAUUUAAAACAAAUGCACUAUCAGGAGAGCAGAGUGGAUCAUCUCACGGUUCCUCACUGAGUCAAUCACCUGGAGGAUCUGGCUCUCCAGUUCCUCCAGAAGAGAGACGACUCAGAGAUAAGAAACAUUUGGAUGACAUCACAGCAGCUCGACUGCCACCACUUCACCACUCCCCUGCUAAGCUGUUAUCCAUAGAGGAAUCCAUAGCAAUUCAGAUACAGCAAAAAGAAGCUUAUGAGGAAAUGCAAGCCAAGCUGGCAGCACAGAAGCUUGCAGAGAGACUGAAUAUAAAAAUGCUCAGGUUUGAACCAGAGGGGGAGGCCUCAAUGCAGUACAGAGAAGUGAGAGAUGAAGAUUAUUUUUCAGCAGAAGACUGAAUACUGAAUGAAAGGAUGUCUGUGGAUGAGCUGUGUAACUGAUCUUUAUGCAGUACUUCUUAAAACCCAAACCUGAAUAUUGAGAAUGCUUCAUCUAGUCAGUUUUUUCUUAAAAUUUUCACAUGACAGCUCCAGGAAGGGUUCAGUGUAGACAUCAUAAAUAUACAUGUCACAGUUAUUUAUCAGUCUUCUUUGGGGACUGUUUUUUGAGCACUUGGGGCAGUUAAUCCUUGUGGAAUGCCCCACAGUUCUCAGCUGUAGCAAAGUGAGCUCUCUAAAACAGUUUUGCAGGCUAUGAGGGGUCAGCUACAAGAGAAAGUUUCUUCUGUGCAGAAAUGUAAUUGCAAAGGGCUUUGGCACAAAACAUGCCCAUAAAGUAGGCUGAGGUGCUUGUGAACUGCUCACAUGUAUGAAAGCUCUUGUCUUGUAUAAAUGUGAGCUACUCCUUUUACCUAUUUAAUAUUACCUUGCUUUUACAGUAUGGUGAAAAUACCUGCCCAGAGAGUUACAAUAAAUACCUGAACUUUAGGCUGUAAGGUAACUUCUUAGCACAUGAGAACUUGUUUCUGUGCCUGCACCUUAAAAUAACAUUUGCUGCCCUUAUGUUGUAAAUAGCUAAGAACUUAAAGUUAUUUUGUUACUCAAAUUCCGUUUGGGCUUUAAGGGACUCUGCUGUUUGAUUUUUUGAAGAGAUCAAGUUAAUCUGAAGAAUUUACUAUUUUUAUUAAAGAUUUUUAUGUUUUUCUGUAUUUUUGUACACUGCUUUCAUACUUUGCUACCGUUUUUCCAUAGUUCAAUACUGUAAAUUAAGAGAUUCACCCUCUGGUUUUCUUGGAGAAAGUGUUGUGUGUAUUUUUAAGUUUUGGCUGUUAUUUGAAGACAAAAAACAACCUUCCUUACAAGACCAUGGAUAAUAUAAAUUCUGAAAGAUAAGGAACACACCUGACAAGUAUCUCACAAUGAUAUUUUCACUGUGGACUAGGAUUUUCUGAGCCUAGUUUGAAUUCAGUUUUUAAAAACAAACCUCAGAGGUUCGUUGUAUAACCUGGCAACACCUGUUUUCCAAGAUGUGUCCGCAGCUGUGUGUGUCCCUGGAUGUGUACAUGUUCCUACAAGAAUGAUGUCUUUGGAAACCAAGGCUGCUCCAGCUGCAAGUCAUUUAAAAAGCUGCAUGGGAUGAAAAUGUGGGAGGAAGGUCUCAGCCACUUAAGUGCAGGCAGCACUUUCCUAGCAGGCAGUAACUCUCUCCCAGGUGCUCCACAAACCCUCCUGGGCAGUCCCUGUGGCACAGUCCAUACCCUGGCAAUUGGACAGGUGGAACUGCUGCUAAGCUAAUCACAGUAUUUUUUGACUAGAUCAUCUCUUGCUCUUUCCUGAACUUUUUCUUCUUGCAGCCUUCUUGUUUUCAUUGUUCAUUGGCUUCUCAUCAGCUGCUCUUCCCUUUUUCUCAUUAGGCUUACCUGCUGUCACUAAACCCAAUCCAUAUUCUGCAUGCCUGCCCCACCCAUUCCCUUUCUUAUGACAUACUGCUGUGUGUGUCUGUGUUUGACUCCUGCCAUGUGUCGUGCAUCCUCCUGCCACUGCUAUCUUACCUUGCUUUCUGGAACUCCAUCUAAAUAGCAGCUGUGCACCUGGCACCUCCUACGUUCCUCAGUCCCGUGAAUACCUCACAGAGGUGUUGAUGACCCAGUGGAUCUCAGUUGUAUCUAUUUCUGUUCAUCACGUGGCUCUGACUGAGGCCAGAGGAGUGAUCUCCUCUUGUGGAUGCAGCUCAUCUCUCAGACCAUUGCUUUCCAUUCUGCCACCUGCUUGUCCAGCUGCAUCUUGUCAUCAGCCCUCCCAUCACUGCAGUCUGUACUGCUCCAGGACAAGCAGCCUCAGAAAUGUAUGGCUUUCCCUUUGCUGUUUCAUGAAAAGUAAGUUACCACUUCGAGGCUGUUUGCUUCUCUUCCCCUGGUUAGCAUCAUCACCCUUAUCCUGUACUGACUGUGCUGUCACACCUCUGUAAGAUGCUGUGUGUGCUUUCUCUCUGUGGCUUUUCUGUGCUAAAGGAAUUCACACAAAACUACACACUUAGCAACUUGUUUUCUAGACUACUGAAAUUUACCUCUACCUAGGCUUCUCUAUACUAAGCUUCUGCUAACUAAACCAACUCUUUUCCUUAUGCUAUUAACACAUACUUUUGUUCUCUAAACUUUGUAAAGCAGAGGCAGUUUUUUUGAUGCUUAUUUUGAUAGAAUUCAACAUGUUGGGCCGUUGCCAAAAUGAUCCCUGAAUGGGCAAACUUCACCCAGAAUGGGAUGUAGGGUGGGGUGGAAAUCACUGCAUUAUGUGCUUGUUAAACAAUUAGUGGCUCUUCGGUGCAGUUUUGGGGAGCUUUUGUGUGAAUACAAAACCAAGCUAAAGGUAUGAAUUUUAAGUUAUUAUUUAAAAGUUUGCAAAACCUAGAAGCUGUCCUGGGGGCUGUUGCUUCUAAACAAGAGAUAUGCACUUUGAAUUAAGGUUCUGUGAAUGUCAAGAAAACAAAGUCAGGUUUAAAAAGAAUCCUAUGUUAUGGAGGAUGUGCAGUCUUGAAGUCUGUGAAAGGUUGGAGUACAACAUGAUCAUGAAAGGAUUUGUUGGAUAAUGAAAGGAUGAAUCAUUAAAUGGUUUAGUCACAUUGAAAAGAGUUUCAGGUUGAGUAUGGUAUUGUUGUUGUGUAUUUCACUGUUUCCCAGUUCCAGAUAAUUUCAAAAUGUAUAUUGAGAGUUGAGGAGCUUGUUGCCUAUUUUGAGAAUGGACUAUUAUAUUGGAUUGGGCUGUUAACACAGUAAAAAUAAAGAAUG
This is a messenger RNA of Ficedula albicollis (Collared flycatcher), 5238 nucleotides long. RefSeq names its product myocardial zonula adherens protein. Bases 119 to 2413 code for a protein of 764 amino acids. Gene Ontology annotation, biological process: transcription elongation by RNA polymerase II; maintenance of ER location; intracellular signal transduction. Gene Ontology annotation, cellular component: RNA polymerase II, holoenzyme; nucleus; intracellular anatomical structure. NCBI's taxonomy places the organism in Eukaryota, Metazoa, Chordata, Aves, Passeriformes, Muscicapidae. The transcript has 15 exons. Gene Ontology annotation, molecular function: transcription elongation factor activity. The record is from RefSeq and is a predicted model, not a curated record.